AGAAGAAAAAAAAAAGUGUCAUGGUGAAAAAAAUUAGACCUCGUUAGAGUAAAAGUGUUCUGUCUCUGUGAUUCAGAACAAUAUUGAAUUUUGAACACACUUUCAAAGUUUCACUUUGAUUUCAUGAUUUGUGUUAGUGAUAACUUUGUUCGUUUUACAAAAUGUAUCAUAUGAAAAAUAUUAUACCAUUUGAUGAUAUCGAGUUACCACAGAUUUUGUAUCCCUUAAAACCAAUGUCUACUACUACACGGGUGGAGAGUGAAAUCAAUAUUCGUGAGCAGGUUAUCAAAUUUAUUAAGAACCCACAAAGUAGAAAUUUACUUGACCUGGAAGACAGGCAGAUUCAGCUUCUAAAGAAAUUAGAUUUUCUCUAUGAAAAGAUAAAAUUUAUCAGCACAACAUGUCAAUUAUCAGAUAGCAAUAAAAAUGUGUCUAAAGGGUCUAUGGUUAAUAAAACUGAUGAGAUUGUGUUGGAAAUGAAUUCUGAUAGAUUACCAUGGUUCUUAAGAUAUUUUUUAAAACAAAAUAAAGAUUUAUCUUUAUUAUGGCAUAUUCACUCUUCAACUCCAUCAACCAAAGUACAAAAUUUAAAAAAGUUUUUUGAGGAUUUGAAAACAAUUACCAAUAACAAGGAUAAUGAUAGACCUAACUUGAGGCUGAUUUUUAAAAAUGUUUCAGCUGACACAGAAUUGAAAAUAUCAGCUCUUGGAGUACCAAUAAUUGGAAGUGUUAAUGUUAUCAGAUAUCUCUGUGAAUUAUAUCCAAACUCAUUGGGGUAUGACUACAACGAUUAUGUUGUGGAAGGAAUACUGGAUAAUUGUUACACUUUAGAAAAGAUGACUGGCAAACACAAACAAGCUUCAAUUAAAAAGAUUUUCCAAUCCAACAAUAUGUUGCUUAGUGGAAAGUUUACUAUUGUAGAUCUUGUUUUAUUUAAUGAAAUCAAACAGAGCAGUGCAUUAAGCGGUGACUUCAUUCCACAGCAGUGGUUAGACAAGUGUAAAAAGGAAAUAAUGUAAAGAAUAAAUUUUAUUUAUUGCUUAA
Leptidea sinapis is the source of this 1044-nucleotide messenger RNA. RefSeq lists its product as uncharacterized. Gene Ontology annotation, cellular component: aminoacyl-tRNA synthetase multienzyme complex. The record is from RefSeq and is a predicted model, not a curated record. The transcript has 4 exons. Bases 162 to 1019 code for a protein of 285 amino acids. Lineage: Eukaryota; Metazoa; Arthropoda; Insecta; Lepidoptera; Pieridae.